Molecule: messenger RNA, 1053 nt
Organism: Aethalodelphis obliquidens (Pacific white-sided dolphin)
Lineage: Eukaryota; Metazoa; Chordata; Mammalia; Artiodactyla; Delphinidae
Product: melanoma-associated antigen B16-like
Biological process (GO): negative regulation of transcription by RNA polymerase II
Cellular component (GO): nucleus
Source: RefSeq, a predicted model, not a curated record
AUGUCUCAGGGUCAAGAGAUUCCACAUUGCACGCAGGAACAGCACCAUGCCCUCAGUGAACCCCAGGGCCUGGAGGCUGCACAGGUCUCCAGGGUGCUGGAGGAGACCUCUCCCUCCUCCUUCCAUACUCUAAUGCUUGCCUAUUUGAAUGAGGCUCUGGCUGCUGGGGCACCCAGUACUCCCCACACUCCUCAGAGUGCCUACUCAUGUUACACUGUCAUUACAACCAUCUCAUCAAGCAAAUCAGAUGAGGUCUCCAGCAGCCAGGAAAGGGAGACUGGGUCAACUUCUUCCAAGUCUCUGUCAGAAACUGAGAACUUGCCCACAGACCCUCUAGAUGAGAAGGUGAUUUUUUUGGUGCAGUUCCUGGGGCAAAAGUAUCAAAUGAGAGAUCUGAUCACAAAGGCAGACAUGAUUGAUGAUAUUAUCAGAGAGUACAAGGAUGACUUCCUUGAGAUCCUCAGGAGAGCCUCUGAGUGCAUAGGGCUGGUCUUUGGUAUUGAUGUGAAGCAAGUGGAUCCCACCAGCCACAGCUAUGCCCUCAUCAACAAACUAAGCCUCACCUAUGAUCUGAGGCUCAGUGGUGACGAGGGCAUGCCCAAGACCGGCCUCCUGAUAAUUAUCCUAGGUGUGAUUUUCAUGAAGGGCAAUCGUGCCACUGAGGAGGAGAUCUGGAAAGGGUUGAAUAUGAUGGACUUAUAUUCUGGGAGGAAGCAUUUUAUCUUUGGGGAGCCCAGGAAGCUUAUCACCAAAGAUUUAGUGGAAGAACAGUACCUGGAGUACUGCCAGGUACCCAAUAGCAAUCCUCCACGCUAUGUCCUGUGGGGUCCAAGAGCCCAUGAUGAAGCCAGCAAAAUGAAAUUGCUAGAGUUUUUGACCAAGAUCCAUGAAUAUGACCCUACUUGCUUCCCAUCCCAGUUUGAGGAGGCUUUGAGAGAUGAAGGAGAGAGAGAGCCUGAGCUAGAGUUGCAACCAGGGCUGGCAAUGCUGCCAUGGCCAGGGCACUUUCCAGUGCCAUAUCCAGUAGCUCCUCCCAGCCCUAGUGAGGUCUGA